UUUUUAACAAUGAAUAUUGAUUUUUAUCAAUAUACAAGAUUAAAUAUAGAUCCUCAUGAUGAUUUACUUGGUGAUCGAUAUAUGAUAACAAAAAACUUAGGAUUUGGUGUAUCAUCGAUAGUUUAUUUAUUAGAAAAAAAUGAAGAUAAUGAUUCAGUUGAAGAUUCACAAUAUUAUGUAAUGAAAAUAUUAAAACAAAGUAAAUAUUCAGAAUGUUUUCAAGAAGAAAUUGAAAUGACAAAAAAAUUAAAAGAAUUUAAUGAUUUAAAUAAAUUUCAUUUAUUUUUUCAAGAUAUUCUAUAUUCAUUGUCUUCAGAUAAAUAUUUAUUCUAUGAAAAAGAAUUACAAUGUAUAGAAUCAUUAUCAUUGAUCCAAUCGAAACAACUUAUUGAUAUAAUUCAUUAUUUAUAUGAUUGUCGUAUUAUUCAUCGUGAUGUACGUCCACAAAAUUUAAUGUUAGAUCGUGAUAGUAAUCAUAUAAAAUUAAUUGAUUUCGGUUUUGCAUUUGCAUUUGAUACGGAUAACAAGGGGGGCAGUAUAGAUAUCAUAGGCCCACUUGCAUUUGCUAGUGAACCAUUUUUACAUUUGUAUUCAAAAUUAUUAAAAGGCCAAGAUUUUCCAUAUUAUUUCUAUGAACGAACUUUUGAUUUAAUAUGUGCAUUAAAUAUUAUAAUGGCUAUGAGUAAUGUUGAUAUCAAACGAAGUAUUGAUUCAUUUAUAUAUUUACAAGACGUUAACGAAUUAGUAUUAAAAUCAUUGCAAUUAUGGAAAGAUACUCGACGUACAAAUAAAUAUUAUUCAAAAUUAUUGAAGUUAAUAAAAAAGCUGGAUUCUUGGUAUCCAUUAGAUGAAUCAAAUGAAUCAUCAGUUUCUCAUGUUUCAAAUGAUCAAUCAGCUGAAUCAGAUCAACCAUCAAUUUCUAAUGUUUCACAAGGACAAUCAGAUCAAUCAACGAUUUUUGACAUUCUAAAAGAUAAAAUAGAAAAACUUUUCGAUGUGUAA
Messenger RNA from Rotaria sp. Silwood1, 1002 nucleotides. The record is from the annotation of a GenBank genome assembly. NCBI's taxonomy places the organism in Eukaryota, Metazoa, Rotifera, Eurotatoria, Philodinida, Philodinidae.